CACCCCUCCUCCCCAAACUGAGACAGGCGCACAAGCCUCAAGUAAGUACUACGUCAGACCCCAUUGGCAUGGGCUCCUCUGGAGAGGCCCAGAAGCAGUUGAUGGAAGAGACUAAAAGGAAAAUUCGGUCUGUGGCCCAAGCUGAUGGGGGAAACUGAGGCCGGGGAUCCCCAGCCCACCCUGAGCGUUGGGACCAUGGCUUCCAUCAACGAGUUGCCCAACAAUAUCCUCCUGGAGCUGUUCUCCCUGGUGCCGGCCAGGGAGCUCCUGCUGCACUGCCGGCCAGUCUGCAGCCUGUGGCGGGACCUCAUCGACCUAGUAUCCCUGUGGAAACUGAAGUGCCAGCGAGAGGGCUUCAUCCCCAAGAAGUGGAGCCAGCCUGUGUCUGACUGGAAGGUCUUCUACUUCCUCUGCAGCCUCCGGAGAAACCUGAUCCGCAAUCCCUGUGCCGAAGAAGGCUUUGAGUUUUGGACCCUGGAUGUGAAUGGAGGAGAUGAAUGGAAAGUGGAAGACUUGCCGGGGGACCAUGGGAAGGUGUUCCCCAACUCCCACGUCAAGAAAUACUUUGUCACGUCUUAUUACACCUGCCUCAAGUCUCAAUUGGUAGACCUGAAAGCUGAAGGGUAUUGGGAGGAGCUAAUGGACCGGACCAGGCCAGACAUCGUGGUCAAGGAUUGGUUUGCUGCCAGACAAGACUGUGGCUGCAAGUACCAGGUCUGUGUACAGCUCCUGUCUUCAGGGCACGUGCCCCUGGGCACCUUCCAGCCAGAUCCUGUUGCCAUCCAGCAGUGGAGUGAUGCCAAGUGGAGAGAGGUCUCCCACACAUUCUCCAACUACCCACCCGGUGUCCGCUAUAUCUGGUUUCAGCAUGGAGGAGUGGACACGCACUACUGGGCGGGCUGGUAUGGGCCCCGCGUCACCAACAGCAGCAUCACCAUCGGUCCUGAGCUGACCUGACUCAACCCACAGCCCCCAACUGCUGUACCCUGACCUACUGCUCCAUCAUCCUAGGUCCUCCUUCUUUGCACUACUGUUACAGUCAACUCUCAAUUAUCCAGGGACUGUGAGCCUGACAGGUACAUUAUCCAGGCCCCUCUUCGUCAGACAAUGAUUCCUGGUUGCAGUCGGGAGCCGAGUGAAAGAAACCACUGGACCUGAAGUUAGGAGAUGUGGGUUUGAAACCCCGGCUCUAACACUUCUUGUAUGACCUGGAGCCAACUCACUUUACCACCUCUGAGCCUCUGUUUGUUCCCCUCUAAAGUGGGGAUGAGUCUAGGAUGGUUCUGAGGAAAGCACUUUGUAACCCUUAAGGAUAAUAUAGAAAUGUGAAUGAUUAUGAUUAUUGCACUCUCAAGAAUAUUCAGUUCCCAUGAGGAAGGCAGGGCAGAUGCCAGCCUCUCCCUCUAUCAGAGGAGGAAGCAGGCUCAGAGAGGGAAAGAGAUUUGGCCAAGGUCACAGGGACAGGUAGCUGUGGCUGGGACUAAAGCCCAGGUCCCAACCAGCUGCCUGCUUUGAGGCCCUGUCUCUAUUAGUGCCUCUGAAUAGAGAAGGGGGUAAGUAAGGAGCCGGAAGCCAGCUGGGCCUCUUUGGGGCAGGGGCAGAGCAGUUAUGGGGAAGGUCUUAGCACAACCUGGGGCUUGGGGCCACAGUGGGGUUGAGGUAUGAGCUGGAGUCUGGGAGCCUCCCUAGCCCAGCCCGGAUAGUGGCGAGUUGACUAGCUAGCUAACUCACCAGCCGCUUUGAACUGUCUUUUCUCCCCGGCUUCUCUAGUCCUUCUUGAUAUCCCCUCUUUCCAGUCACCAGUGUCUCCUUCACAAAGCCUGAAGAGGCUCCUGGGAGCCAUUAGGAGCUUCAGGGAGAGAGAGGGGGUAGAUAGAUUGCUGGGCCUGCCCCAUAAUCCCUCACUGACACCUUGUCCCCCAGACAAACUACCCCCCCCAGAUUGUGCUCUCAACUCAGAGAGGACAGAGGUCCAAGGAAGACCUAGCUCCUCUGUGUGGGGAGUGGGGUGAGUUAUGUGAAUCUGGGGCAGGCAAGGUCCUGCUAACCCUGAAUUAUCCACAGGAGGGCUGGGUGGCAUCCAGAGUCUGUUCCAAGGUGGACCUAAGGACCUAGGGUCUAAUGGGACCCCAGAAUUCAGCUUGGGCAGGUGGGGAUCAAGGGAAGAAGCGCCCUCUCCCAAAGAGCCAGACAGCACCAGCCCUACCCCCUCCGCUCCCCACCCCUCCUCCUGGGACUGGGGUGUCCUCCCUGCCCUCCCUCCCAGCAGCCCCCACCAUGGGCCAAGCCUUGCCUACACUAAUGAGUAUUCAGAAGCUCCUGGCAGGAGCCACCGUUCUCAGGACUUGCCUCCUCUCUUUCCCCCUCUCCCUCCUGCUGCUUUGAACCCCACACCUUCCUGCUGAAGUGCCAUCUGCUUUCCUCCUCAGAUUCUUCUCUUUGGAGCAAGUAGCCAAAUAAAAGGUGUUUGAGGU
This is a messenger RNA of Dromiciops gliroides (monito del monte), 2474 nucleotides long. RefSeq names its product F-box only protein 44-like. The record is from RefSeq and is a predicted model, not a curated record. NCBI's taxonomy places the organism in Eukaryota, Metazoa, Chordata, Mammalia, Microbiotheria, Microbiotheriidae. The coding region runs from base 145 to 957 and encodes 270 amino acids. The transcript is spliced from 7 exons. Gene Ontology annotation, cellular component: SCF ubiquitin ligase complex; cytoplasm. Gene Ontology annotation, biological process: glycoprotein catabolic process; SCF-dependent proteasomal ubiquitin-dependent protein catabolic process. Gene Ontology annotation, molecular function: protein binding; ubiquitin protein ligase activity.